AUGGCGGCUAGCGACUUCAGCCCGAUGUUUCGCCGUCUUUUUGUUUGCGACCGUAAUUCGAAGACGCAAUUCUUGGUCGACACUGGAGCCGACCUUUGUGUCUUCCCCAGGAAGAUAAUGCACGGACCAUGCUCACCCGUUGGCUACGACCUCUCUGCGGCAAACGGCACAUCGAUCGCAACAUACGGCACAAGGACGAUUACGCUGAAUCUGGGUCUUCGACGGGAUUUUACGUGGAGUUUCGUCAUCGCCGAGGUUUCCAGACCGAUCAUCGGGGCUGAUUUUUUGGCUCACUUCGGAUUGCUGGUGAACGUGAAGAACCAGCGACUGAUCGACCAGGGGACGACGCUGACUUCGCGAGGAGCACCGGUGCAGGAAGAGGUUUUGUGUAUUAAGGUGGUGCAAGGCGAGUCGGCGUUUCACGAGCUCCUGCGACGUUUCCCGGAGAUAUCAAGACCCAACGGAGUUCCCACCAAGGUGCAUCACGACACACGGCACUUCAUAACAACUUCUCCAGGGCCGCCCCUAGUCUGCUAG
Molecule: messenger RNA, 537 nt
Organism: Megachile rotundata (alfalfa leafcutting bee)
Lineage: Eukaryota; Metazoa; Arthropoda; Insecta; Hymenoptera; Megachilidae
Biological process (GO): proteolysis
Molecular function (GO): aspartic-type endopeptidase activity
Source: RefSeq, a predicted model, not a curated record